This is a messenger RNA of Sphaerodactylus townsendi, 1129 nucleotides long. RefSeq names its product inactive tyrosine-protein kinase PEAK1-like. The record is from RefSeq and is a predicted model, not a curated record. Gene Ontology annotation, biological process: protein phosphorylation. Lineage: Eukaryota; Metazoa; Chordata; Lepidosauria; Squamata; Sphaerodactylidae. Gene Ontology annotation, cellular component: actin cytoskeleton; focal adhesion. Gene Ontology annotation, molecular function: protein kinase activity.
AUGCAGCGGGUCGGCUGGAGCCUUCGGACCCCAAGCUGGCUUGCCCCUGCACCAGGGCUGCUUGUGAGCAACUUCUCUCAGGCCAAGCAAAAGAGCCACACGGUCGACCCGGAAAUCCUACGGGACCAAUCCCGCCUGGCCCCCGAGAUCAUCACGGCGACGCAGUACAAGAAAUGCGACGAGUUCCAGACGGGCAUCCUCAUUUACGAAAUGCUGCACCUGCCCAACCCCUUCGACGGAAACCCGGAGCUGAAGGAGAAAGAGUACACCUGUGUCGACCUGCCGCGGAUACCGUGCCGCUCCCUUUAUUCCUCGGGGCUCCAUCAGCUGGCGAGCUGCCUGCUCAACCAACUCCCCUUCGAAGGCAUCCUCUAUCUCCCCGAGGCCAGAGUCCUCCAGUGUUUGCCGGGGCCUCGCGAAGACAUUGCUCAGACUCUGGCGCGCCUGUUGCCGGCGAGCGCCAAAGGGGAGGCGGUGCUCGAACUGGCUGGACAUCAAGCCGACGGCGCUACUUUGAUGAUCAAAGUUUGCGAAAAGUCUUUGGACAGGAAUGUAAAAGUCAGCCUGGAAGACUGGCUCUGUUGCCAGUACCUGGCUUUCACCACUACAGACUCGCUCGACCGCGUGGUGAAAAUCAUGCAGCGGCACUAGCUGAGGGUUUGGGACACUAACCACACGUUACGCCCCAGUCUUUUCCAUACAGCCUGACAAUCACUGCGGCGUAAAGGCGAUUAACGUUCUCACCUGGCUGCGCGUUCGGAGUCCCGCCAAGGCGCUGAGCAAAACUAGAUCUCAGGAGGAAGCUGCGUUUCCUGCCUGAGGGGGAAAGGGAGAACUUGUGUCGGUCUGAGGUCCCAUCAUCUCCUGUAGCAGGUGGCAUGACAGAACAGGGGAAAGUGGAAACGCUGGUCAGGAAACGACUGUUUAUGAGAUCCAUGCUCCGAACGGUGCUCUUCGGAGCCCGGCUGCUGCUUUAAGGACCGUGUUAACCAAGCAGUAUAAACAGCCAGAGGGCAAAGGAAGCAAAUGCAUAUUACAAGCCGUCAUUCCUUCUUCUCUUAUCAGGCAAACAGGGAUCCUAAAUCGGCCUGCCCGAAGUAUCGCCUUUUCUGAAUUCAAUUUUGGCCGG